Messenger RNA from Trifolium pratense (red clover), 973 nucleotides. Its product is annotated as thaumatin-like protein 1b. Lineage: Eukaryota; Viridiplantae; Streptophyta; Magnoliopsida; Fabales; Fabaceae. The record is from RefSeq and is a predicted model, not a curated record. Gene Ontology annotation, biological process: defense response. Gene Ontology annotation, cellular component: extracellular region. Bases 74 to 802 code for a protein of 242 amino acids. The transcript is spliced from 2 exons.
AAAGAAGCAUAGAGCAAUUUUCAUUCAUUCAUUCAUACAAACAAACUUCAAUUCAAAAAGAGAUAUAAACUAAAUGGCUAUUACCCGUGUUGCUCUAUGCCUUAGCUUUGCAUUCCUCUUCUAUGCUGUUGGAGGAGCUACAGUGACAUUCACAAAUAGAUGCGGAUACACAUUAUGGCCAGCAACCCUAACCGGAGACCAAAAACCUCAACUAUCAACAACAGGUUUUGAGUUAGCAUCUGGAGCAACAAACACAAUUGACCUUCCUUCUCCAUGGUCUGGUCGAUUUUGGGCUCGUACCGGAUGUUCAAACAACAAUGGAAAGUUUAGCUGUGCUACAGCCGAUUGUGCUUCUGGUGAAGUAGAGUGCAAAGGUGCGGGUGGAAAUCCACCGGCAACAUUGAUAGAAAUAACAGUGGCAUCAAAUGGAGGACAAGAUUUCUACGAUGUAAGCAAUGUUGACGGGUUCAAUGUGCCGAUGUCUGUAACUCCACAAGGUGGGAGUGGCGAUUGCAAAGAAUCUAGUUGUCCAGCGAAUAUCAACUCAGUGUGUCCUGCUGAUCUUCAAAUGAAAGGUUCCGAUGGAAGUGUGAUUGCUUGUAAGAGUGCUUGCUUGGCUUUUAAUACAGAUCAAUAUUGUUGCCGUGGAAGUUACAGUACCGCGGAGACAUGCCCACCCACAAGUUACUCUCAGGUUUUUGAGGACCAAUGUCCUGGUGCUUACAGCUAUGCUUAUGAUGAUAAGAGCAGCACUUUUACUUGCUCUGGUGGACCUAGCUAUGCCAUCACCUUCUGUCCUUAAUUAUAUUAAAAUGCUGGCUACCUUCUAAAAAACAGUUAUGCUCUGUUUAAAAUAAAAUAGGUGGCUAUAAACAUAAACAUGAAUAUAACCUAAUUAUGAAUAAAAUAUCAUGUGUUUUCUAUUAUUACAUUGAUGAUGAUAAUGAAUGACUUUGAUUGUUUUUAUGUUUAA